Fusarium graminearum PH-1 is the source of this 357-nucleotide messenger RNA. RefSeq lists its product as uncharacterized. The transcript has 7 exons. The record is from RefSeq and is a predicted model, not a curated record. Bases 1 to 357 code for a protein of 118 amino acids. Lineage: Eukaryota; Fungi; Ascomycota; Sordariomycetes; Hypocreales; Nectriaceae.
AUGCACCGACUACGCGAAGUACUAUACGGCAAGGCAAAAUCUGUGAUUAGCACCCGUGCCUGGCUCCAGGCUGAUAUCGACAAGGCGGCGGAGUGGAAGAGCAAGACUGUCGCGGGUUGGUGGGCGGAUAUGCAGAAGGUUGCGGUAAGAUCUCCAUCGUCACUGGAGGUCACCGUCGGUGAGAUGACCGACGAGGUCCCAGUUGCGGACCUCGUCAACCAGGCGUUUGAGGACAUGGAGAAGAAGAAGGCUGAGGAGAAGAAUGUAUUUGGCUCUUUCGAUAAUGCUGAUAGUGGUCCUGAGUUGUUGGUAAACAAAUUAGUCUGUUUUCUGCACGACCACCAUGCAUUGCAGUAG